Messenger RNA from Setaria italica (foxtail millet), 2718 nucleotides. RefSeq names its product mitogen-activated protein kinase kinase 3. Gene Ontology annotation, biological process: MAPK cascade; protein phosphorylation. The coding region runs from base 644 to 1834 and encodes 396 amino acids. The transcript is spliced from 9 exons. The record is from RefSeq and is a predicted model, not a curated record. NCBI's taxonomy places the organism in Eukaryota, Viridiplantae, Streptophyta, Magnoliopsida, Poales, Poaceae. Gene Ontology annotation, molecular function: ATP binding; MAP kinase kinase activity.
GUCUUCUCGACACUCGACAGGACGCCGCUCCGUCCGACCGCCUCCCGACCCCGCGCCCGCAGCUCCUCGCACUCCGCCCGCAGCUCCUCGCCGAGCUGACCUCCGCCCGAGAUCCCCUUGCUGCCCACGAGCUCCUCCGCCCGCGAUCCAGCGCCCCCGCCCUCGAGUUCCUCCGCCCGGGAACCACUGCCCCGAGUUCCUCCGCCCGGGAUUCCGCGCGAGAAGAGGAGGAGAGCGCGGCGGCGGCUUCCCGGAGACCUCCGCCCGGGGUCCCACGCCGCCCCACUCAUCCCCUCGUUGGCUGUCGCCACCGCCGCCGUCGGCUGCAUCCUCAGGCUUCAUCACCUGGAUCCCGUGCUGUUCCCGUGCGCACCGUCCUGCUCCAGCUGCUCUUACAAUCCGUCGCCUCCCCUCGCCGCACGCCGACGCCGCAGCUUUCCCGGCCACCGCUGCCCGCGUCGAGUCGUCAACAGCUUCUCUACCAACCGUAUAUUCCAUCGAGGCCGCAGGUUGUGGGGAGUCGGGGCUGCCUCAGCCCUUCUCCUACCCCCACUCUCUGCUCGAAAUCCCCAUCUUGCCAUACGGGCCUGUGCCGCUGUGCUUCUCCAUUCUUGGGGUAUCUGCCCCUGAUCUCAGCACUCUGAUGGCUGGGCUGGAGGAGCUGAAGAAGAAGCUGCAACCCUUGCUGUUCGAUGACCCGGACAGAGGUGGUGUCAGUACCAGGGUGCCCCUUCCGGAAGAUACUUGCAAUUCCUACGUAGUUUCUGAUGGUGGAACUGUUAAUUUACUUAGUAGAUCCUUGGGUGAGUAUAACAUCAAUGAGCAUGGCUUUCAUAAACGAAGUGCUGGGCCAGACGAGUCGGAUUCUGAUGAGAAGGCAUACUGUUGUGCCUCUCAUGAGAUGCACAUAUUUGGUCCCAUUGGUAAUGGUGCAAGUAGUGUUGUGGAGAGAGCUAUAUUUAUUCCAGUUCAUCGAAUUUUGGCCUUGAAGAAGAUAAACGUAUUCGAGAAGGAGAAGAGGCAACAAAUUCUGAAUGAGAUGAGAACAUUAUGUGAAUCAUGUUGUUAUUCUGGUUUAGUUGAGUUCCAGGGAGCAUUUUACAUGCCUGAUUCUGGAGAAAUAAGCAUUGCUCUUGAAUACAUGGAUGGUGGUUCCUUGGCAGAUGUUAUAAGGGUCAAGAAAUCUAUACCAGAACUAGUUCUUUCACAUAUGCUACAGAAAGUAUUGCUUGGUCUGCGAUACUUGCAUGAAGUAAGGCAUCUAGUGCAUAGAGAUAUAAAGCCAGCAAAUUUGCUGGUAAAUCUUAAGGGUGAGGCGAAGAUUACAGACUUUGGUGUGAGUGCUGGUUUGGACAACACAAUGGCUAUGUGCGCUACCUUUGUAGGCACAGUCACAUAUAUGUCACCUGAGAGAAUUCGUAUUGAGAACUAUUCUUAUGCUGCUGAUAUUUGGAGUCUUGGACUAACAAUAUUGGAAUGUGCUACUGGAAAAUUCCCAUAUGAUGUAAAUGAAGGCCCAGCCAAUCUCAUGCUGCAGAUACUGGAUGAUCCAUCACCAACUCCACCACAAGAUGCUUAUUCAUCAGAGUUCUGCUCGUUCGUCAAUGAUUGCUUGCAGAAAGAUGCCGAUGCAAGGCCCACAUGUGAGCAGCUUUUGUCACACCCAUUCAUCAAGAGGUACCUGAAAACCGAUGUGGACUUGGCAGCAUAUGUCAAAAGUGUUGUUGAUCCAACAGAAAGAUUAAAGCAAAUAGCUGAGAUCAGCGGAACCAGAAGGUUGGGAAGGGAGAGAGAAUUGCGGUGGUGGAGGGGGUCGGCUAAGGCCAAGUCCUAGCCCGGUGGGGUAGGCUAAAGACCAAACCCUAGCCGUGUCAGGGAGAGGGAGACAGAGACUCUGCUUAAUUUUAUUAGAUGACAGCCCUCUUCUAUAUAUAGAGGAGUUGACCCCUACUACAACAAAUAGAUUGGUUCUUUAUAAAUAAAAUCCAAUCUAAUUACAAUUUAAAUAAAACUUCCUUAACCUCUCACAAGUGGGCCGCUCUGACCUCAUUGGUCAAAUUGCCAGCCAGCAAUCCUUAGAUUUCUUCCUUUUGCAGGAAUAGGUCUUGGCGUCUUGCCAACCGUACCAGGUUCACUUGAAGUCCAAAACUGCCUAAUCAUCAUCCUAUUACAUGUGGCACUUGCUUUCAUCAUUUCUUGUUGUGCCCUUACUCUUUGUCCAGGCCAUGGUACCAUCCUCCAUCUCCAUGUCACACUUUCUGUCCUUCCACUUCCAUUACCUUUGGCUGCAACCCGUGAUGGUGCCGUAGCACUGCCAGGGGCAUGGACUAGGCGUAGCGGAAGCCCUUGCUCAGGGCCACCGCCACAGGCCCGCAAAUUUCAGGGCCCCAGCCCAUGCAUACAUAUAUGUGUACCUAAGUCUGCCUCUAUACGGGCCAGCAACGAGCAUGUUUAACCCAAUUUCUUAACUUGUGAGGUUCAGAAACCCAGCCUGCAGCUCCACAAGUCACAUAUCCAUGUUCCUUUCAGCCCAUGAAAGAAUGGGUCAUGGAAUAAUCGAAUUUUAUGUGAUCCACUCAUCUCUUGUAUUCUCCUAAUCUCUCUACCGGGAAGAAAUAUAGACACUGACGUCCCAAGUGUUGAAAAAAAAAUGCUGACUCUUUUAUGGAAAGAUUAGUAUUUAUGCAACAUGUCUACUAUGUGUAACAUAUAUUGUUC